Messenger RNA from Zootoca vivipara (common lizard), 4575 nucleotides. RefSeq names its product NSL1 component of MIS12 kinetochore complex (gene NSL1). Gene Ontology annotation, biological process: mitotic sister chromatid segregation. NCBI's taxonomy places the organism in Eukaryota, Metazoa, Chordata, Lepidosauria, Squamata, Lacertidae. The record is from RefSeq and is a predicted model, not a curated record. Gene Ontology annotation, cellular component: MIS12/MIND type complex; kinetochore.
ACUGCUUCCGGGUGAGGGAGUGAGAUAAAAAAAAAUCAACGAACGGUUUCUCCGAGAGAGCGGGAAAAAGACAGGCCGAGAUGGAGGAGGCGCCGCCGCGGCCGCCGGCUGCUGCUUCCCCUCGGGACUGCCGGGUGCGGUGCUGCUCGCGGCUCCAGACGGCCGAGGUCCUGGACUACUGCGAGCCUUUCGUGCGGAAGCUCGGGGAGGGCCAGCCGGUGGAGGCAGAGAGCUUGGAGCAGGCCGUGGGGGAAGCGAUCUGGAACUUCAAAACAGCUGUACAAGAGAAUAUUACUGUUAACGGACUCCCAUGGCAGGAGUCAUCAGAUGAUCCUCAAAAUGAUACGGAUAUCAAACUCCUUGAAGAUCAGCUUGAUGAGGUAAUAGUGAAGGUGGCUUCCAAACGCAAUCAGUAUCCCAGAGAAAUUCAAGUGCAUGUGGUCCAAGCACUUAAAAGAAAGCAAGAGUUAUUGGGCUGCUGUCGACCUCUUGCGAAUCAUCAAGAGAUAAAAGCAGAACCUUCUCAAGAUUCUCGUAUGGCCGACUUGAGGCUUUCAACAAAAACUGCAUCCAGGGACAUUGGAGAGUCGUUUAAGGCUCUGUCAUCCCUUGUAGAAAAAGCAGAGGGUUUUUCAGAAGCAUUGUCUAUGCAACCAACUUUGGGAUUGUGCAAAUUCCAUCAAGAAAUCUGUUCUGGCUCAGAAGUGAAAAAGCCGGAUAACAUUGAAGUCAAAGAUCUUUUGUCGCAAGUGGAAGUCACACCCUUAGAAAGUGGUACCAGUAAUUCCUUGCUACUGAAAAAAAAGAGACGAACUCAUUCCCCACAGAAACGCUACCCACUUUGAGCAGGGGUAAUUAAUCUUGAUACAUGAAAACUUUUUUGUGGGGGACUACUGUGUAGUCUCCCCUGCCUCCAAAUCUGUCCACAUAAACAUAGACUGGUUCGCAAAAGCAUCAAUAGUGAUGUCCCCUGGAAUCCAUACCACCAAACCGCUUUUAUCUGGAAGUUACAGAGUUUUGUUGCUGGGUCCUCUCAAAUAGCUCUGAAUACUUCGCUGGACCAUUUCUUACUAAUUUUGAGCAUUGUUCUUUGAAACCUGAGGCUGCUAUACCUUUGCUGUAUUAUAGCAGACUGAUUCAGCUACAACAUCUUGAGUUGCUUACAACUUCUGAAUGGCUAGGAAUCUCCAGGGCAUAUGUGCAGGAUGCUGUGCUCUAGGAAAGCUUAGUUCAAGCAGAAGACUCCAUGCCAUGGGGAGCAAAGAAGAAAGCUAAAACAAAACAAAACCCUGCUGCAUGCAAAUGUCCAAGUAUUUUGGCAUUAAAGGGCUGGUGGAUCACAGCAACAGUUUGCAAUUGUGUAUCAGUAUUGCUUCAGAGUAUAGCUUAUUUGUACAUGUUUGUUGCGGACAUCAGGAGAUAGGUGCAGGCUGAACUGGGUGUUUGGUUGCAGAAUCAGUCUCCACUAAACAUCUAGGAAAUGAUGGGGAAGGGUCCAAUUUGGAGGUUGGCAGGAGUGUUUAAGCCAUUCCAUACCUGCUGCUUCUCCUCUGCAUUACUUUUCCCAACUGCUUUUCUGCUAGCUACAGAACUAAUGCAUUGAGGAUUCCUGCUGGGCAAAGGUUGUGUAGGGGACGAAUAGCAAGUGAGGAAAGGACUAAGGGUCUUCUGUUGCAUGUCCACCAUUUCUUCCUUCCAAAACUGUUUAAAUGUUUAAUGGCAAAGCAGGUACCAAAACAUAGGUCUGCCACCAGAUAUGUUGUUUUGUCCUGAAAAGUAACCUGGAGUAUAUGCAACAUUUGGAAUUGUAAGGGAAUUCUUGGCUUGCAUGUAUUGUGACAUCUUGAGACAGUGUUUAUUAUGGUGUGUAUACAUCUGGCGUUAACCUUCUUAUGGUCUCUCGAGUACUGCCCUCAUCUGUACCUCAAGAGUACAAGGUGUUAGGAUUACUAAUCCAUGUAGUAGAUUGAAAAUGUUUAGAUCACAAUAUAAAUCUAAAAUUCUCAUAAAUUAAUUUUGAGCCAUGCUGCUUUUCUGUCAAACUUGCCAGUACAUCUAUGUUUUCCGUUCUCACAAAAAGAGAUGGCCUCUUUUAGGGGUCUCUUUAAAACACAGUGCCUGAUCAUAGAUGGUGCUUGCUUGAUGGGCAGUUCGACUGCUGAUCUCCUAAAGCCAGAGGGGAAUGUACUUUUGAGUUGCAUCUGCCUACCGAAAGGAGUGGAGUGAGCUGAAACAGAAUUGUUUGUUCUGAAUCUGGCAGCGUAUAUUCAAGGAGAGCUGUAAAUUUUGAAUUUGAGGGUAUAGGACUUGUAUGCUGCUUGCUUUGCCACAGAAUGCUUGGUCAGUGUUUACAUUAGUAAAUACAUUACUACAUUCUUACGUAGCUUCCCCCCAUCUGUGAAAUUCCCACGGAAUUAAUAUAUGUACAGUUUAAAACAAGACUACAUUUGUGAGGCUUAUUUAUGAAGUACCUAAAUCAUUGUUAUUAUCAGGCAUUGUUUUCUUUUUUCCUAGUUGAAAUUUACUGAGAAUUUCAUUUUUUCCUGAAAACGGGGGGAAAUGCUUGCCUCAAUGUUAAUUAUUGUGGGGUGAAUCUAGCUAAGUCAUAUUUGGAGUAGACUCAUUAAAUCAGUGGAUUUAACCUAACCAUGUUUAUUUCAAUGGGUUUACUCUAAAUAUGACCUAGUUGAAGUCCAUCCUGUUUCUUUAAAAAAAUAUUCAUUAAACAGUCUGAAGCAAAGGACCAUGGCCAAAAUACUAGCAGUGAUAUCUAAAUGGUUGAUAGUCAUUAGACAUGUCCAUUAAUGUCAAUAGGUCUCCUCUUAAGUAUGUCUAACAUACUUAACAUCACCCUAUAAACAUAUUUAACUCUGCUCUUGAAAUUCUAUUUUUAAAGAUUGUGCUAGUGGAAUAGGCCUUGCACAGUGAACAUGUACACUUGCCUUGUCUCCUUUGUAAAAUGUAUAUUUGUAUAUAAAAUACAAUUUUUUGUAUACCACAUUCAUCAAAACGAAAUUUCUGGAUUUAUGCUCAAUUUUUGGCUUGCUUUACCAGUUUUUUUGCAAAGCAGUUCUGAGUCAUGUUUUCAAAACAGCUGCAAUUCAAGUGUGUCUGAAAUGCAAUACGCAGUAGGACUUGGUGCUACUUUUUUGCAUAAAGAAAUUGUCAUUAUAAAUUAGGAAAUGGAUAGUCAGGAUCCAAACAACUGCAAACUAGUUAUGCAUAUACAAGGUGGCUGGCUUGAGUUUCCCUUCCCUCAAUACCACAUGGAAAAUCUCUUUUGAAAUGGAGCUCUGUCCAAAACAGUUUUAGAGAACAGGGGUCUGCUGAUCAGAGCAAAACUUACCAAGCAUCCCUUAAAGUAGAUAUUAAAAACCCAGCCAUGUUUCAAAUCCACCCAUUAUAAAGUUUUACAUUUGGAAGAACUUUGAGCGUUUAAAACACACUUUCAGUACCGACCAGUCCUGUCAUUACACAGAUAAGAGUAGUAUGGUAGUUUCCCUCGUCGUAAUUUCUCUUGUCCGUAAUUUCAUUAAUAAUAUAUUGUUUUGUGUGGUUUGGUUUGGGACCUGUAUUUGGUAGUCUAGGUGCUUUUCUUUGUUCUUGUCUUUCUGCAAUUAGGAGAAAUAAUUACUUAUUCUGAUUCGGUUUCCAAAGUGCCUAAAACAAAACAACUUGGGGUCCAAUCGUAGUUGUGUGCCCAUUCAUUUUGAAAACGAGCAGUAUGACUUGUCAGUAUCUCUGACAUGAUGAAGAUGUCCCUCAUCUGUGCAUAAAAUUAGUAUUAUAACCUGAACAGUUCCAUCUCAUGAUACCAUCUGCACAGCACAAGACUUUUGGUUUCUCUUCACUUGGAUUAAUCUUAGAUCUCAGCCGUAGUCUCUAUAGAAGGUGUCAAAUGCCAUUGAGAAUAAUUCUAAUACAGUAAUAUUGAGUUCCUUUCAAGUGCCAACACAGUGAACAAGAAUUGGUUGAAUUACAUGUAGGUUUUCCAGUGGCUGUACAUGGAGACAUUCAGAAACGCCCCCACCUCAGUGUACCCAUUUCUCCAAAACAAACUAACAGAAACCUCCACAAUGCUUAAACAUGUUCAGGCAGUCCAGUGCUAUUUUUCUAGAAAAGCAGGUGCCAGAACUCACUAUGAACACCUCCCUCGUUAGAAUGGCAAUGGUGCCCAACUGAGAGGUGCCAAAAAUGAGUUACUGUGAGUUCCCUCUGGGAAAAAAAAGUCCUGACACAGUCUAUGCUUAAAGCAUGAAAAAGAAAAACAGGAAAACAGUCCCCAUCCUCACUAAUCCCCCUGGAUCACAACGCACUAUUUCACCAUGCAUCCCAAAGCAUCCAAGUAAGAAUUGGGCAGACCAAAGCCCUACACCACCUAACAGACUUCUACAAGCAUGGCAAUCCCAUACCAAAGUAGCUGUCUUAUUACAAAAGAAUUUCAGAAACAGACUGGAAAGAGAAGUUGCUGAACUGCAACUUAUUACCAAGCUUAAAACCAUGGAGAGACCUGGUCUGAAUAAAGACAUUGGAUUCUGAUCUCAUUAUACAUGAUAAAGCUAUUUUUAGCCAUCU